AGCCGCGCGUCCAGCCCGCCGGCAUGGCCCCAGCAGCGGCGUCGGGGGGCAGCAGCCUGCCCAGCGGCUUCUCCGUCUUCACGACCUUCCCGGACCUGCUCUUCAUCUUCGAGUUUAUCUUCGGGGGCCUGGUGUGGAUCUUGAUUGCCUCGUCCCUGGUGCCCAUCCCCCUGGUCCAGGGCUGGGUGAUGUUUGUGUCUGUGUUCUGCUUCAUGGCCACCACAGCCCUGCUUGUCCUGUACAUAAUUGGUGCCCACGGCGGGGAGACUUCCUGGGUCACCCUGGACGCAGCCUACCACUGUAUCGCUGCCCUGUUUUACCUCAGCGCCUCUGUGCUGGAAGCUUUGGCCACCAUUGGGAUGCAGGAGGGCUACACCUACAAACAGUACCACGAGAACAUCUCUGCAGUGGUGUUUUCAUAUGUGGCCACUCUGCUGUACGUGGUCCAUGCAGUGUUUUCUUUAAUCAGAUGGAAGUCUUCAUAAAGCAGCAGAACUUUUGCUGAAAACCCAGACGGUGUUAACUGAUCAGCCUGCCUUCCAGCAUAACAUUUUAGAAUGCACAAAUACUCUCGAUGGUGGAAAAAAGAAAACAAAAAAGCGAUGCUCUGUUUCUUGUGGGUGUUAUGUUUACUCUCCCAUAUACCUUCAUGUCAGGGCUGGGGGCCUGUAUGUUUAAACUCCAACCACUGAGCUGUCUUUCUAGAGCUGUUUCCUAUUUGUGGAAGGGGGCUGUGGGGCUGGGAAAUAGGGACUGUGCCCACGAAACAAAGAUCCCCUGGUGACCCCUGGACCGGAUCUUGAGAACUGUCUGUUGGACUUCCCACAAGCUCUUUUGAGUACCCAUCCUGGGGCACGUUUCCAAGUCUUCAUGGAUAGUCUCCCUGUCCUGGGGAGUAAAGGUCACCCAACAAGUAUCUGCAGAUGUCCACAGUGGAAGAUGAUAAACCUUUGAAAUACUUUAUAAAAUGCCUUUAUGCUCAAUA
Molecule: messenger RNA, 985 nt
Organism: Canis lupus familiaris (dog)
Lineage: Eukaryota; Metazoa; Chordata; Mammalia; Carnivora; Canidae
Gene: MAL
Product: mal, T cell differentiation protein
Biological process (GO): myelination
Cellular component (GO): membrane
Molecular function (GO): structural constituent of myelin sheath
Source: RefSeq, marked provisional